Molecule: messenger RNA, 411 nt
Organism: Lepus europaeus (European hare)
Lineage: Eukaryota; Metazoa; Chordata; Mammalia; Lagomorpha; Leporidae
Product: replication protein A 14 kDa subunit-like
Exons: 1
Coding region: 1-411 (136 amino acids)
Biological process (GO): base-excision repair; nucleotide-excision repair; mismatch repair
Cellular component (GO): nucleus; site of double-strand break; DNA replication factor A complex
Molecular function (GO): single-stranded DNA binding; damaged DNA binding
Source: RefSeq, a predicted model, not a curated record
AUGCCUGCGGGAUGCACAGUUUGGAUCAUCCAUUGUGUUCCUGCCGGCAGUGGUUCUUGUCCCGCCACCGUGGUAGACGUCAUAGAGCUGCCCAAGUUGCACAUCAAUGCCAGCAUGCUCUCUCAGUUCAUCGAAUGGCCAGUAUACUUUGUAGGGAAGCUGAGAAAGAUUCAUCCCGGUGGAAAAAUGUUUAUUCUUUCAGAUGGAGAAGGAAAAACUGGAACUGUUGGGUUGAUGAAACCUCUCGAAGAAGUCUCUAGAGCUGUGGAAGUCAUUGGAAGAGUAACAUCAAAGACAACCAUCAUGUGUGCAUCUUAUGUCCAGUUCAAAGAAGAUAAAGAUCUUGGACUUUACAAUGAAGCUGUGAAAAUUACCCACGAGUUCCCUCAGUUUUUUCCUUCAGGGGAAUGA